This is a messenger RNA of Stereum hirsutum FP-91666 SS1, 594 nucleotides long. RefSeq lists its product as uncharacterized. The transcript has 7 exons. Bases 1 to 594 code for a protein of 197 amino acids. The record is from RefSeq and is a predicted model, not a curated record. NCBI's taxonomy places the organism in Eukaryota, Fungi, Basidiomycota, Agaricomycetes, Russulales, Stereaceae.
AUGACUUUCGUCUUUACGCCGAAGAUGCAAAGUAUCUCGAACCGUAUAUGGACCAUAACGUCCGCUGACAGUAAGCUGUUUCUCUCUACAUCGAUAUUGAUACUGGGCACAGUAACGUCUCUCGACAGAACUGCGUUGGGCGCCGCUGGUGCUGCUGCCGGAUCGCUGGCUGCGCCAAGUUGGGGAUGCGGGUUUUCGGUCUUUAUCUUCCAGUACUCUCUCGAAUUUACGAACUUCAUGCUCUUUUGCGUGGCACUCAACCUCCAGCUCGUAGUGGUCCAUAGGUGCAACGGACGCAGAAUGGAGAAGUUCUACAUAAUUGGAUCCAUCCUCAUUAGCGGGGCGCUCACAAUACCUCCUUACGCCGCGGAUCAAUACGGAUGGGAUCCAUUGGAGGACGUCUGCUGGUACGGUAACAGCGAAAGGGGCCCCAGAAUAUCAUGGGAGAUCGGAACCCAACUGACAUGGGGCACUUUGACUGCCCUAGGAGAACUUUGCGCAUCCACAACGGUGAUAAUGAUCCUUCUCAUAAACUACGUGCGGGUUCUUCCAAACCAAAAUCUUAUAUAUACGGCUGACAGCAGUGUGUUCUAG